AUGAAAGUUUAUGCGUCCAAUGAGAGUCCUUGCUUAAGGGCUAGCAAAGGAAUUGAACCAACAUGGGGAGCCCUUAAAACAAGUUGUUUUGGCAAAGCUAUGACCGGUUGUGUUAGCUGCGGCGGAGGAAGCCUGGGAUGCUUGUUAUGUCCGUGAUUAAGAAAAAUAUAUUUAAAUUUGUCUGACAUAAUUAUUUUAUUUAUUUUGCCUUUUCCCCCCAUAUUCAAAUAUUUCCUUUGUCUAACCACUCAUCAUUUUAUUAUCGUU
This is a messenger RNA of Meloidogyne enterolobii, 267 nucleotides long. The record is from the annotation of a GenBank genome assembly. Lineage: Eukaryota; Metazoa; Nematoda; Chromadorea; Rhabditida; Meloidogynidae.